This is a messenger RNA of Dichotomopilus funicola, 4908 nucleotides long. Its product is annotated as inositol hexakisphosphate and diphosphoinositol-pentakisphosphate kinase. Gene Ontology annotation, cellular component: cytosol. The transcript is spliced from 6 exons. Lineage: Eukaryota; Fungi; Ascomycota; Sordariomycetes; Sordariales; Chaetomiaceae. Gene Ontology annotation, molecular function: diphosphoinositol pentakisphosphate kinase activity; inositol hexakisphosphate kinase activity; 5-diphosphoinositol pentakisphosphate 1-kinase activity. The coding region runs from base 1 to 4908 and encodes 1635 amino acids. Gene Ontology annotation, biological process: inositol metabolic process; inositol phosphate biosynthetic process. The record is from RefSeq and is a predicted model, not a curated record.
AUGGAUCCCAAUUCUGAUGACCCAACAAACGAUUCUGUAGGCGAAAUCGAUCGGUCUGAUGCAAGUGCUACGCUGCUGUCUGUCGAGGGCCAGAAAAAUGCGUUAACUUCGGAUUCGACGAACCGUUCCCCAGUUGAGGGAACCGAAGGAGCAACGACGGAAGGGGCAGUGGGAGGUGUCACAGGGUCUAGACCGUCAAGUCAGCACCAAGGUGUCCACUCUCGCAACAUUUCUUCAUCGUCGGCCCUUUCCGCCCAAAGCAUGGGGCAGGCCAAACCGGGAACGACCAACGACGGGGGAAACGUGAAGCUUGCCGCGUCUAUGCCCCCGCCACCCGUCCCACGACAGAGUCCAUCGAGGGAAGAAUCGACAGAUACGAUCGUUCCGACGAAACCGCCCCAGGGACCGGCCACUUCCCCGGCUUUUGCUUCACAAGAUUUUGGUGCCACGGCCACCGAUCACGACGACCACGGCGAACACGAUACCCCUCGCCUUCAGGCAGGCACCGCUAGAGAGACAGGCACGCCGUACGGCAUCCUCCCCGAGCCUGCCCUUCGCACUCCCCGAACUUCAGUGUCCGAAGGCCCCGUGAGUAAUCGCCUCAGCGUCAGCUCUCUAUACAGUCUCGCAUCUGCUCGCGGCGUCCCUAGCUCGGCAGCAUCGGCCAACGGCAGCGAAACCAGCAGUCUCGCCGGCUAUCGUCCUGCAUCUGGCAUCAUGACAGCAGGCGGGGGACCCAACACAACGGUCACCCCUGGGGCUGCGGGAUCAGGGGCCGUAUACCAGUCCACAUCACGGGAAGGGAACGCUUCAAACGACGGGACCAGAAGGCAGCAGCAACAAACUGCUCCGGUGCCGAUGCCACGUCAGCCACCCACUAGGUCCAGGAGCCGAGCUAAGCGCAGGUUCAGUGGGAGCACUGGGGCCAGCAGCCAUAGCCCUAGCGGUGAUCGAUCCAUCUCGCAUCGACCAGAUAAAGAAGAGCACAAGCCUGCUCCGCUUGGGGUCAUUGGUGUUUGUGCUUUGGAUGCGAAGGCAAGAAGCAAGCCCAGCCGGAACAUCCUAAAUCGCCUAAUCCAGAACCGCGAGUUCGACGUCUGUGUGUUUGGAGACAAGGUUAUUCUUGACGAGGAUGUUGAGAAUUGGCCCAUUUGCGACUAUCUCAUUUCCUUCUACUCAGAUGGGUUCCCCCUGGAAAAGGCGAUCGCCUACGUCAAGGCUCGCAAGCCCUUCUGCGUAAACGAUGUGCCUCUGCAAAAGAUCCUUUGGGAUCGCCGCCUAUGCCUUCGCCUUCUCGACCGCAUAAACGUCCCCACCCCUCAGCGUGUCGAAGUAAACCGCGAUGGUGGCCCAACUCUGCUCACGCCCGAGACUUGCAAGUACAUCCGGGAGGUUAGCGGUAUUACUUUUGAACCGUUCGACUCAGAUGCCGAGCGGGCAAGAUCAGCAAACCCUCGGAAGGUAGAGUUGCUCGAUAACGGCGACAUAUUAUCAGUCGACGGCAGCUUGAUCAAGAAGCCCUUCGUUGAAAAGCCGACUAGUGGCGAGGAUCACAACAUCAUUAUCUACUUUCCCUCGUCGGCUGGCGGCGGCGCUCGUAAGUUGUUCCGCAAGAUCGGCAACAAGAGCAGUGAAUACGUCGAGACGCUCAACGUUCCGCGCGCCAUCACACAACCGAACGAGAGUUUCAUCUAUGAGCGGUUCAUGCAAGUCGACAAUGCGGAAGACGUCAAGGCCUACACCGUGGGCCCAACUUACUGCCAUGCCGAGACACGCAAGUCCCCCGUUGUCGACGGUGUCGUCCGCCGUAACACCCAUGGCAAAGAGGUCCGCUACGUGACAGCGUUGAACGCUGAAGAGAAGGAAAUUGCUAGCAAGAUCAGCACUGCUUUCGGCCAGCGCGUUUGCGGGUUUGACUUCUUGCGUGCUGGUGGCAAGAGCUACGUUAUUGAUGUCAACGGCUGGAGUUUCGUGAAAGACAACGACGACUACUACGAUCAUUGCGCCAGCAUCCUCAAGGAUAUCUUUAUCAAGGAGAAGCUGCGCCGCGACGGCCGGACGCCGCCCAUGCCCUCUCCCGUAAUCUCCGAUAUCGAUCCUAUCUCGCUCAAAUCGGGCCACACGCCUAAGGAUCGGGACCAUGCUUCUGUUGGCAGGCCAAGUGUGGACAGAUCGGCCCGGAAUUCGCUCAUCGAACCCCUCCCACCGUCUAAACCCGAUUCCAAACACAGCAGCAUACCUGCUAGUCCGUUGGCGGGUCAGUUCUCGGCUGCGCUCCAGGACCCAGCGCCAUCUGCGACUCCCUCGGUCGCUUCAGCUGCGCCUUCUCUUCUCCCCGAAGCCAUGGCCCCUCUCGAACAGGAGCCACCACCGCCACCUCCUCCCAAGCCUAGCUGGAGACUCAAAGGAGUUGUGUCCGCCAUUCGCCAUGCGGAUCGCACCCCUAAGCAAAAGUACAAGUUCACGUUCCACACUGCCCCAUUCAUCGAACUCCUGAAGGGUCACCAGGAGGAAGUGCUGCUUAUUGGCGAGCCAGCCCUGGCGAGUGUGAUUGAGGCCGUGGAUGUAGCCAUGCAGGAGGGAGUCGAAGAUCCUGUCAAGCUCAGGGCAUUACGCAACGUUUUGACCAAGAAGGGGAGCUGGGCGGGCACCAAGGUUCAGAUCAAGCCCAUGUUCCGCAAGAAACUCGACGGGAAGAACGCAAAAUUGUCCAAGGAGCAGGGGCAAGAGAAAGAUCAGGGCCAGGACCAAGGUCGAGCUGUGGAUAAGAAGGACGACGGAGGCGAGUAUACUCCCCGCAAGCCGCCGCGGCGGAACGAUUCUCUCUCGGGUGUGACUAUGUCCAAGUUCACUGCUGCCGAAGAGAGCCUGGUACUGGAUAAGCUGCAGUUGAUCGUCAAGUGGGGCGGUGAACCGACACACUCGGCUCGUUAUCAGGCGCAGGAGCUGGGCGAGAACAUGCGCGGUGACCUAGGCCUAAUGAACCGUGAGGUUCUGGACGAAGUGCACGUCUUCAGCAGCAGCGAACGUAGAGUCGUGACAAGCGCGCAGAUCUGGGCGGCGAGCUUUCUCAAAAAGCAGGAUCUUCCCGAGGAUUUUAUCACGAUUCGCAAGGACUUGCUAGAUGACUCCAACGCGGCCAAGGACGAGAUGGAUAAAGUCAAGAAGAAGCUUAAGGGGUUGCUGCGCAAGGGCAACGAGCGGCCCUCGCAGUUCGCCUGGCCAGAGAAUAUGCCUGAGCCAUCUGAGGUGCAGACCCGCGUCGUUCAACUCAUGAACUUCCAUCGGAAGGUCAUGCACCACAACUAUGCCAAGCUGUACAGCGGCGCCGUAAACGCCAUGAGCAUCAUCAACAACCCUCCCGGCGGUCAGGACAAGCCAACCUUUCACGAGGGCACGGCGUCUUCGACUGUUUCACUGUCGUCGCUUACAUCGGCCGGGUCGCUUUCGCAAGCGAAUUCGAUCACGAAUAUCCAGGCUCGGUGGUGUUGCGGGGAAGACGCGGAGUUGUUCAAGGAGCGGUGGGAAAAGUUGUUUGCCGAGUUUUGUGAUGGCGAGAAGGUCGAUCCCAGCAAGAUCUCGGAGCUAUACGACACGAUGAAGUUCGAUGCCCUUCACAACCGACAGUUCCUCGAGUGGGUGUUUACCCCGCCUAAGCACAUGCUUGAGGAGGAGUACGGGAUCUCAUUGAACGGGAAGGAGGCUAGUAAACCGGCUUCGGGUUCAACAUCGUCUUCGCCGCCUAGCAUGCCAGAGGAAAACGGCAGCAACACCACCGGCAGCGCCAAAGGGGCAGGGGAAGAGAAAAGCCCCCCGCCACCGACGAGCUUGAGCGAAAAGAUCGAGACCUCGGGUCACAAGGCCGUGCGGCGCAUUUUCCGUCGCCGUUCGUACCUCAAUGGCCUCCGCAGUGCCGGUGAAGCGGAGCUCCCGGAGAAAUAUUUCCACCUGUACAAGGGCAAUAGCCAGACCAAGGCCAAGACGGACGCGCGCUUUGAGCCGCUACGCGAGCUGUACCAGCUGGCGAAGGUUAUGUUUGAUUUUAUCUGCCCGCAGGAGUAUGGCAUUUCUGAUAGUGAAAAGCUCGAAAUCGGCCUCUUGACGUCGCUCCCCUUACUCAAGGAGAUUGUCCAGGAUCUCGAGGACAUGCAAGCAUCAGACGAGGCUAAGUGCUUCAUCUACUUCACCAAGGAAUCGCACAUUUACACGCUCCUCAACUGCAUUCUCGAGGGCGGACUCGAGACUAAGAUCAAACGGGCCACGAUUCCCGAGCUCGACUACCUCUCGCAGAUCUCCUUCGAGCUAUACGAGAUGCCGGCCAAUCCUCCGUUUGACGCCGAGGGAACGCCGGUAUUCAACUACAGCAUCAAGAUCACGAUCAGCCCCGGGUGCCAUGUGUUUGACCCACUCGAUGUGCAGUUGGAUAGCCGCCACUGUAUUGGGUGUGCUCCGAGGAGAAGCUUGACGGCGCAUGCGGACUGGAAGGUGGUGAUUGAGACGCUGAGGGCCAAAUUUCAUCAGGUGAAAUUACCCAAAACCUUCCUAGCUGUCAACCUCUCGGACGCGUUCUCGUUUCAGGAGAAACAGAACCAAAACGACAACGAAGGUUUGGAAAUGAAGUUGCCAAGCGGGAAGAAGGGAGCCGAGGGGGACACCAUCGGGCUGGAAGCACAUCAGGAGGAAGCCAGCAGUGGUGAUGCGGUUGAUGAAUCAGAGGCAAUCACCGGCGAAGGUUCUCCUGCUGCUGUCGCUUCUGAUCCUGAUCCAGGUCCGGUCCUCCCGGCCGCUGGCACAUCCACCGAUGCGACGACGGCCGGCGGUCCGGCUCCAACCCUGGCACCCCAGCCAGAGGGGGCAUCUGAAGCCGGCCAGGGUACCGUGGCCGGAGAACCGGACGAAAAGAUCUGA